Molecule: messenger RNA, 2976 nt
Organism: Mesorhabditis belari
Lineage: Eukaryota; Metazoa; Nematoda; Chromadorea; Rhabditida; Rhabditidae
Source: the annotation of a GenBank genome assembly
AUGUUUUUUGAUCACAUAUUCGAAGAUCUCGACGACGAGCCUGAAGAGCCACCCCAAAAGCGUUGGUCCGAUGCAUCAGCGGUCUUCAAUAAAUACCACGAAAACAAAUCGGAAAGGAUGCGGCGUCCACCGGAGCGAGCCGUGCAGGACAUGAUCAACGUCUUUGAGCGAACGAAACGACUGGGGGAGAUGGAACUUAUGGAGAACAAUCGAGCUGAGAUUAUUGAUUGGCUACAUGGGAUCGAGGAUGUUCCCGAGCCAUCAAAUCUCGAAGGAUUCUUAAAGAAAGCCUGCGAUAGAAAGGUUAAAUCGCCAGAGAUAGACUCAAGCAAGCACGCUAAAUGGAGUGAACUGAGCGAAGUAAUCUUUUUUGCCGCUCACAAUACUUUCGUGGAAGGAUACUACGCACGAAUCGACUACGAGAAUAAACUCAAAAAUUAUGUGGACACGUACGUGCGUGAUGUGAGGGCGUGGUGGGCCGUCGAUACGCAAAGAAGAAAGAAUAGGCUUGAUCAAGUGGAACUACAAAAAUAUAAAGAGGCUCAAAAAUUGCGUGCUCAGCAACGUCUUGCAGAGAUGGAAGCAAACGAUCAAGCCAGACAAGAGACGACGCGGGAGAUUCUUGAAUAUUUGAAGGAGCUUGACAUUAACCGAAUCGUACAAGGAAAAAAGUGCACGGUGGAAAAAGCCAGAGUAAUCUAUCAAGAAUCCAUGAGAGAAAAGGAUGCACGCGAGGAAAAGGAACGAUCAAGAAUGAUUGUCGCUAGCCCUCCUAGAAAUGAAGAGGAAUACGAGCCGAUUGAAAUUUCAAUCGACUAUGACGACGACGAUAUGAACGAACAGCUAGACAGUGAAGACGAGGAAUUUAGGAAUGAAUGGGCUGAAGUUGAAAAUGAAUGUCCAGAAGAAAUGACCACUUCUACGAGGCCACAACCGUCCGUCGUUUUAUCCCACAAUCUGACCGAAGAAUCCAUGGAUUUCAUCGAGUCAUCAGUGCCAUCGACUUCAAGAACCAUUGGGGGACCAAACAAAGGAAAUCGACGAGAACCGGAAAGAGAAAAGCCGUUGGCGACAAAAAAGAAACCACUCACUGACAAGGGAUUUCAAAAGACGUGGAACGCCGACAAAAAACUGCUAUACGAAGGUGGCAAUGCAAAGUACAUGGAUCCAGCAUUUGACAGAAUGCUUGCUGAAUCACCGGAAACUCGCUGGAACUGGUCUACGCAUAUGAAGCAUGCCCGGAACUUACUGAUGACCAUCCCAACCAAAUCUUGCUUACGUAAGAUUACAGCAGAGGCGUAUGCCGAUCUCCUCUCUAGUGAAAACGUCCAGUUGAGGAUCAAGUUCAUUGAGAGACGUCAGAAGCAAAAACGAGUUAAUUUCCAAGCUGAGGAUACGUGGAGUGUUAGAAUUUACACUCCUUCGUGUGACUUCGAUAAGGACAAGACUGGUUGGGGUCAAUUGAGUCACCUGAAUCUGAUGAAUGCGAGAGACACAGGACAUACACUGUGGUUUGAAAUUGGAUAUCAAUCCUUUCGAGACACGUUUGGCGACGUUAGCACAGAAGUGUUUCCUAAUAAGCGAUUGGAUGCUCUAAAAGAUUUUGGUGGUCUAGCUAUUGAUCAAGGAUUAAUCAAACAGGUUGAUAGAUUCGGACUGUUUCAAUAUUGGUUGGUCCCCUUCCCAUAUGCCUCAAAAGCGCCCGUCAAUUUUCUCGUUACCUCCAACCACAGUAAAGAGUAUGCCACUUUACCUGGAACUUUCAUGGAGCAAGCUAGUGCCCCACUGGAGUAUUUGGAUGAUUUGGAGAGAACUUUCCAUUUGUAUUGCUUUCCUCGUUUUGAUUACGCCGUCUAUGAUCGUAUGAAACCGGAAAAAAUACUCGCACAAAAUGAUCCUAAGAAAUCGGAAAAAAUAGCCGUGCAUAGAUAUGGAUAUGCGGCUUUGCAUGCAAUCAUCACCGACUCGGCUUUGGCUGGCUUGAAUUCCGAAAAAACAAACGCUGUUGUUUUUUUGUGCGGGGACAAACGUGAUUCUUUUCGGAGUUGGACGAAAUACCUUAGCAGCUACAAUCGAUCGAAUGAACCCAUUUUCCCACGUAAUGUUGUCUGUUGUUUGGGGGUAGACUAUUUGAAAAAGUUGGUGAACGAACAAGAAGUAUUGGAAGAAGAGGAAAAAGAUGCUCGAGCUCACCGAAGACAAUAUAGACUAUUUCGCCCAGGAAGGACAAUCCAAUGGAAGAGCGAAAAUGAGAGGAAGGCACUCGAAAGUCUAAAAGAGGCAAAAAUCACUUUUGCGUCUUCAAAUUAUGGCCGGAAGCACUACAUUGAAAAAUUCAACAAAAAACUUACCAUGGCUUCGAUUUGCGAAAAAGUACUUCAAAGGGAAGAAUUCGAAGAAGUGUCGGUGCAAGAGUUGGUUUACAAAAGGAUUAGCACUUAUGCGGCUGAUGUCUUUGGAUUUGCGCUGAACGUCGGUCAUGUCUUACAAAAUGAGAAAAAGCUGGCUCAAAAGAAGGGACUUUAUCACGAGGACAAGCCAAGAGGCAAUUACGUUAUCAUUAUGCAAAUUCCACCGCUUGAGCCGAUUGCAGAAUACGCAAAGAUUUUCAACAACACCUUGCAGCGAUUGCACCGCGAAGCUAUAACCAAAAACAAACAGACCAAAUCCUUUUUGAAGCUGUUGAGUUGGCCAGCUUGGGCAAUUCCUGAAAGACUAACAAGUGUUCAAACUGCUCCAAUUACUUCCAUGAAAAACCCGUUUGGCAGAUGCGAUAAUGGUUCAAUCGAUUUGAUGUAUCAGGGUUUUCGAGAGGCGGUUAAACCUUACAUUCGAUUCAUGGAUAGAUGCAUCUCUUAUGCUGAGUGGGAACAAUUGAUGACGGGAGAUGAGAAAUCUCGCUUCGCAAUUCUUGAAAGAAGGCCGAUGCUACAAAAGGCUUAUGAGGCAGAAAAGAAUAACAGGCGACGAGCGGAC